Eutrema salsugineum is the source of this 906-nucleotide messenger RNA. RefSeq lists its product as uncharacterized. Bases 1 to 906 code for a protein of 301 amino acids. The transcript is spliced from 2 exons. Lineage: Eukaryota; Viridiplantae; Streptophyta; Magnoliopsida; Brassicales; Brassicaceae. Gene Ontology annotation, molecular function: zinc ion binding; nucleic acid binding. The record is from RefSeq and is a predicted model, not a curated record.
AUGUCAAACAUUCAGAAGGUCGAAUAUGAGGCACUCACUGUCUCCGGAGAUAACUACCUUAAAUGGGCCCUUGACACCAAGAUCUACCUCAACUCAAAAAGUUUGGGUGAAUGCAUCAAAGAUCCCAACACCGCGACUCAAACAGAACGGUACUCGGCGAUAUUUAUUAUCCGCCAUCACCUCGCUGAGUCUCUCAAGCAACAAUACCUCACUCUUGAGGAUCCACUCGAACUUUGGGUGGCACUGAAAAAGCGAUAUGACCAUCAGAAAACGGUCAUACUGCCCCAAGCCAAGUUCGACUGGAAGAACCUACGGUUCGAAGAUUUCAAAUCCAUCGAAGAAUUCAAUUUCGAACUCUUUCGGAUAGUUGCACUCAUAAAACUAUGUGGCGAGGAGGUCACUGAUAAGGAUAUGCUAGAGAAAACAUUCUCUACUUUUGGCACUCCCAAUGUUAACAAUCAGCUUCUGUUGAGGAACAGUGCCAUGCGGCCUCCAGGAUCAGCCCCAUUGCCAGAAGGAACCAGAAAAGAGUCCAACUUUGUCCAACGUAACAGAUCCUCAGAUCGUGGACGUGGACGUGGAAAUGGACAUGGACUGCGCGGCAGAGGACGCGGUAGACCGAACCAAGAUAACCGACCUAACCUCAGUUUUGGUCGGGGUAAGGGUCGUGGUAUCAACAAACCGACCCAAAGAGGCAGUUCAUCUAGACCAACUCCUUGCUCAAGAUGCGGAAUGACUAAUCAUUGGGUCAAGAACUGCCGUACUCCCAAAUAUCUUGCUGAGCUCUACCAGAAGUAUGGGAAAGAUAAUCAUGAGGCUAACCUGGUUCAUCAAGUCAAUGAAGAUGACUCAAAGGAUGAUAAGAUUGAUGGCAUGGAUUAUGAGCUCUCUGACCUUCUUGAUUGA